Messenger RNA from Loa loa (African eye worm), 1308 nucleotides. RefSeq names its product 5-azacytidine resistance protein azr1. NCBI's taxonomy places the organism in Eukaryota, Metazoa, Nematoda, Chromadorea, Rhabditida, Onchocercidae. The record is from RefSeq and is a predicted model, not a curated record. The transcript is spliced from 5 exons. The coding region runs from base 242 to 1195 and encodes 317 amino acids.
CGUAAACUUGUUUAUAUCACUGGAAGCAAAUAUUACAAGGUAACUGAUGGGUCUGAAUCCAGAUGUACCAAAUCUUAUACUGAACAGGCGUGUAAUGCUUAUCUUAUAUUGAACAGGCGUGUAAUUCUAGUAAUAGCGAUACAUGAAAACAAAGCGUGUACUUUCCAGGAAAUUACAAAUGAUAAACUAAAUUUGCUAGCUAUUCUGUAAGGAGCAAAACGAUCAGAUUUAUUACGGUGAAAUGAUCCGUACGAAACUGUUAUCACGCUACAGUACUUUGGCUGUACGUGCCCUGGUGACAGCCGGUGCGGCAGAACGCUGUUUUACAUCUGGUCGUUGUUUUCAUAGCCAUUGUGCUACUGAUUUACCUACCGCCUCGGUCCAUCAUCAUCAAAAUGUAGAAGGCGUACAUGCUUCAUGUUGUGGUUUCCCAAAGCAUCUCAAAAAUGGACCUUCGACUGUACUCGAUCAAGGUGUCUUUGGUGAUGAUGCAUGCUUCAUUGCACGUUUUGAAAAUACAUAUGUGGUUGGUGUGGCAGACGGCGUAGGUGGUUGGCGCAAUUAUGGCAUCGACCCCUCGGAAUUUUCAAGUCGUUUGAUGAAGCUCUGUCAGAAAAUUGUAAUGAAAGGUCAGUUUAAGCCGACUCGACCGGAUAAACUAUUAGCUCGUGCAUAUGAAGCACUCGCGAAGCCGCCACGUCCGACUGGGUCAUCUACAGCUUGUGUACUUAUUGUUCAUCAGGAUACGCUAUAUUCUGCUAAUCUCGGUGAUUCGGGUUAUCUUGUUAUUCGGAAUGGCAAAGUAGUAUAUCGUAGUCGUGAACAAACUCAUUAUUUCAAUGCACCAUAUCAACUAUCAUUACCUCCAACAGAUGAAGGAAAUGGUAGUUUCCUUGGAGAUUCUCCGGAAAAAGCUGAAUCGGCAUCAUUGGAUUUGAUGAGCGGUGAUAUUAUUGUGCUUGCAACCGAUGGUCUGUGGGAUAAUGUGACGGAAGAUGAAAUCGUAAACCAGUUAUCAGGUCUCAAACCAGGUGAUGUGCAGAAAGCUUGCAAUAGUCUGGCACUUACUGCAAGGAGGUUAGCGUUCGAUACGCAGCAUCUGUCUCCGUUUGCAGUAAAAGCACUGCAGCAUGGAAUCGACGCACCUGGGGGCAAACCAGAUGAUAUAACACUUAUUUUGUUAUUAAUUGCUUGAUUUGUUGCGGCGAAAUAUUGAAAUGCUGCGACUUCUUAUUGUGCUCAUCUCAUGUACAAAAUAAGAUCAUUGAUUUUUUCUGGGUGGGUUUUACGUUAUGACUAUGUUAAACG